GACAGUAUUUGAGAAUGAAGCUUUUCGGUCCGAAAUCUCAUUGCUUCAACCUGUUAAUCUGGAAGUUGUUGUUGAACGCAAUUUGUCUGCUGCUUGGUACCAUGAUAUUCCUGAUAUUAAAAUUCUUGGAACUCUGAAACCCCUACAUGCUACGCUCAGCCAAGAUGAUUUGAUCAUCAUAUUGAAAUCUCUGAAUGAAAAUUUGGGUGAUAAUUCUGUUGACGUUGUACCUGUACAAACUGAGAGGAAUAGUUCAAGUCCUUCUCCAAGUUCUGCAGGAAGAACUGUGGUAACGGCAGCUGUUGUAGAAACACACAAACCUCUCAGAGUUAAAACAACACUGAAGUUGGAUUUCAAAUUGGAUGAAAUUUCAUUGAUACUCUACAGUCAGUCCUUGAACCCGUUGAAUCUUGCUAAAGAACGGAGAUCUGAAGAGGACCAACUAGCAGAGUUCAAAUUACAUAAACUUUCCAGUUCAUUCAAGAUGCUCUCUGAUGGAUCCAUGAAUGCUGCUGUGAAACUUUUUAACUGUAUGCUAGAUGAUAAGCGAAAGGCAAUACAGAAAGCCACAUCAAGAAUGAUAGAAAUGAAGCUAGGAGUUGCAAAGAAUGCAAUGAUAGACUUCAACUACAAACAAAGAAGAGAAGGAAUGCUUCUAGAUGCAACUAUACGUGAUAUUUAUGUUUGUGCAAGUAUGGAAUUUCUACUCACAGUGGCUGACUUUUUUGUCAAGGCAAAUGACCAGAUCUCUACAGCUCCAGUGAAUAAACCAACUGUCAUGACUUCAAAAGAAAAAGUACCAUCGCAAGCUGUGUCCAAAAUGGAGCUUAGUGUUCACGUUCAGAAUCCAGAGAUUGUCUUUGUGGCAGAUUUGACAAGAGCGGAUGCCCCCUCACUUGUGGUGACUGCACAAUGUGAAGCAGACAUAAAUAAUGAUCCAGAACUUCAACAGAUAACUGCAACUGUUAAAGAUCUCAAAGUUAUGGCCUGUCCAUUCCUAAAAGAAAAGAGAAAAGAUCAUGUUACCACGAUCUUGCAGCCUUGCAGUUUGUUUUUCCAACGUACACAAGCAACGUCUGGUCCUAGUUUCUUGGAAUUGGCAGUGAAAUCACUAAUGCUCAAAGUAUCUCCUGUUAUCAUUAACACAGUGAUUACAAUCACAUCUGCCUUAAAUCCUGCUGUUGAUAGUCCACUUGAAAAAGACAGUGAAAUACCACCUGACUUGUGGAAUAAGAAGAAUGUGAAAGACUUAAAAUUCUGGUUUUUGGAGAAUAAUAAAAAUAAUGAAAGUAAAAAUGCCCCAACAACACAAUUAGAAUCGACAGGAGAGAAUCUGAAAAUGACAGUGGACUUUAUUUGUUUGACACUUGAAGCAGGUGUUGGACAUAGAACUGUUCCAAUGCUUCUGGCAAAGUCGACUUUUAAAGGGGAUGUGAAAAACUGGAGCACAUUCAUUAAUCUUCGUUGUCAUCUCAACUUAGAG
Molecule: messenger RNA, 1483 nt
Organism: Rhincodon typus (whale shark)
Lineage: Eukaryota; Metazoa; Chordata; Chondrichthyes; Orectolobiformes; Rhincodontidae
Product: intermembrane lipid transfer protein VPS13A-like
Exons: 8
Biological process (GO): autophagy; protein retention in Golgi apparatus; protein targeting to vacuole
Cellular component (GO): extrinsic component of membrane
Source: RefSeq, a predicted model, not a curated record